AUGGCAAAAGUUGACCGGUACAUCAACAUCCUCAGGAGGUUAGGCCACGAAAACACUACCAUUGACUAUCUAAAGAUGGACGUGGAAGGAGCAGAGCUACAGUUCUUUGAAGAUGUUUUCAAUAAAACGCCUCAAGUACUGAGGAACAUAAAGCAGAUCGGAAUGGAAUUUCACCCUGGUAAAAGUGAGACUAGGAAGAAACUCUACUUAAAAUAUGUCCAACUUCUAGAAUGCUUCGGCUUCAAACUAAUUUUUGGACACAUAUUAGAUGUCCCACAUCUUCAGUUCAAGGGGAAUGGCGAAACACGCUCAUGCUGCUAUGAACUGGUCUGGGUUCAGGACAGACAGUGGUAGAAAAAGAGUGGUGUUAGUCUAUGGCACAAGUUCCCAGAUUUCAUCAUAAUCUGUGAUUACAACGAAUUGCAUCCAAACUCUC
Penaeus monodon (black tiger shrimp) is the source of this 436-nucleotide messenger RNA. RefSeq lists its product as uncharacterized. The record is from RefSeq and is a predicted model, not a curated record. The coding region runs from base 1 to 354 and encodes 117 amino acids. The transcript is spliced from 3 exons. Lineage: Eukaryota; Metazoa; Arthropoda; Malacostraca; Decapoda; Penaeidae.